GCACACUACUCACUGCUUCAAACGUUCAGCUCCCCUCUUCCUUCAUUGCUGCCUUGGAAACGCGCUCUUUGACGGAUUUGUGACCCAUGGCCGACGUCUCUGACGAGAAGAUUCAAGAAGCCUAUCAGGACGUGCGUUCCAAAUCGGACACGAACUGGUUGCUCUUGGACUAUGAGUCUGACCGUUCCGACGUCCUUCAUGUGACGAGCACCGGGACGGGGGGCCUCGAAGAGCUACGGGAGCACCUGGAUGAUGGCAAGGCAUCUUUCGCGUAUGCACGCGUGACCUACUCCAACGACAAGGAAUCUCAACGAGAGAAGUUCAUCCUUGUGGUUUGGAUCGGGCCCAAUUGCAAGGUCAUGCGCAAGGCGAAAAUCUCCGUGCAUGCCGCCGAUGUCAAGUCCGUGCUCCGCGUUUACUCCAUCGAGGUUGCCGCAAGGGAGAAGGAUGACCUCAAGGAAGAGCCCAUUGUCGUUAGGUUACGCAAGGCCGGCGGCGCGAGUUACGAUGGCGUUUAACAAGAUACGAAUGUCAUCUGUCUCUGCCUUUCAUUUCUUUCCGCAAUCCUCACAAUCAUCGCUCUUCUCUCUCCAUUGGUCGUUGUACAUGGACUCGGCUCGGGACAUAAGUGACAUGUUAUUUACAAGAGCACUAUCGACCUGUCCGAAGCGACGGUCCCUCAUGCGCACUACUGAGUUGGUCUUCUGGAACGGCCGGAAGCAAGGCAAUAUGUGCACAAUAAAGCUCGAUUGUGGUAAUUGAGUAUGCUCCUCACUACGCUCAACCGAAUUUUUUGAGUUCUUCUAUUCCUUUUUCUUCCAAACGCAUGCCCAUCCAUUCGGACAUCGGGGUAGCGUGCAACUUCUUCUCGUAAAAAUCAAUUGAUGGUUGAUUCCACUUCAACACGGACCAAUCCAUACGCGCACAGUUAUUCUCCUGGGCUACCUUCGCCAAUUCGGCAAAUAGAGCUUUGCCUAUCCCUUUGCUACGCGCCUCAGGGACGACAUAAAGAUCCUCGAGGUAUAAGCCAGGUCUCCCGGUCCAAGUGGAGUAGUUGAAGAAAUACAUCGCCAUCCCUAACGGUUCCUUUGGCUCUGCAGCUGUCCCCUCGAAGGCAAGGAGAGUAUGCGCAUAGCGCUUUUCGAAGAGAUUCUGCCGGAGGAGUUCGGGAGUAGCCUUCACAGAUUCCGGUUCCUUCUCAUAGGUUGCCUACAGGGACCAAUUCGAAUCAAUGGAUUCUGACCACUGUCAAACCGGAUUUAUCGUACAAGAUCAAUGAUCAAUUUCAGUAUGGUGUCCUAUGCUGGCCUUGGAUCAACUUCGUUGGGCAUGUAACAAGGAUCAUUAUUCCCGUACGAUGUCAUCGACGGUU
Molecule: messenger RNA, 1372 nt
Organism: Punctularia strigosozonata HHB-11173 SS5
Lineage: Eukaryota; Fungi; Basidiomycota; Agaricomycetes; Corticiales; Punctulariaceae
Product: actin depolymerizing protein
Exons: 11
Coding region: 87-518 (143 amino acids)
Biological process (GO): regulation of actin filament polymerization
Cellular component (GO): plasma membrane; cortical actin cytoskeleton; site of polarized growth
Molecular function (GO): actin filament binding
Source: RefSeq, a predicted model, not a curated record